Stegastes partitus (bicolor damselfish) is the source of this 3090-nucleotide messenger RNA. Its product is annotated as flocculation protein FLO11. The coding region runs from base 34 to 2334 and encodes 766 amino acids. The transcript is spliced from 7 exons. The record is from RefSeq and is a predicted model, not a curated record. NCBI's taxonomy places the organism in Eukaryota, Metazoa, Chordata, Actinopteri, Pomacentridae.
CGUCGCAUUAAAAAAAGGAACAAUUACAGGAAAAUGAGUUGUGCUACGUCGCUUGGGGCGCAUGUUUUUGUGACAGCUUAUCUACUUUUCGUGGUGGGAUGCGUUGCACAGAAAGUGUACUUUGACUGUGGUGCCAAGGUGGACGUGGUGGACGUCCAAGGCCUCAUUCUGUCCCCUGGCUUUCCCUACAACUACUCCUCUGGGACACACUGUGUUUGGCAGUUUGUUGUGCCUAUUGAUUACCAGCUUAUUCUGGAAAUAUUUGACUUUGAUGUAUUUGAAAGCCAUGACGCUGCACAGUACUCUGCUUUCUCUGAUUUUGAAGAGGAAGAAGCGGACGAAGGGGAGACUUUUACUCCUGACAGCUUAGCGGCAGAUGAAACCUCACCAGAGGAUAAAGCUCCUGUCCUUCAGAGUGCCUCAAAGACUCAGCAGCCCUCCCAAGAAAGUGAGGUCAAGCAAGUUGUGGUCCAGGAACAGUCCACAAAAAUGGAGAUUACCAAAGUCUCAAAUUCUGCCAAAAGAUCUACAGACGCUUCCUCUAGCCUGUCUUCUCCACCAUCUCCCUCUCUCCUCCUCCUACCAGGAGCUGUGCCCCCAGAAGACAAGACUGUCAACUCUGCCUCCUCGUCUCACCUAAGGGAAGAUCUCAACCCUGAUUCUGACCCAAGUACCAAUGUGGAGGAGACGACUCUUGCAUCGCCACACUCUACCGACACUCCAGCCGUGAGCCCAGAAACCCAGCAGUCCGUGCUUGACGCCUGCCCUCAUGAUGUCCUCUACAUCUCAGACCUCAUCACCUUCUCCUCCAGGUUUUGCGGGUCCAAUCGGCCUCCCAGCAGCCAGCUGGUUUUCGGCUCAAGCCAGGAGAUGGUGGAGGUGAUCAUGGAGCUCAUCACUACCACCCACUGGGGGCGCGGUUUUGCUCUUCUCUUCCACUACCACAACUUGACCGAGCCAGGGGGAAGCCGACGGGCCAUGGCUCCCACAGCCAGCAAGGUAGACUCUCUGCUGGCUGCGGUGAGCGGAGCUGCCUUCUUCGCUUUGAUACUCACAAGUGCCCUCUGCAUCAUUUUCAGACCCAAACUGUGUCCAAAAAGAGCCAGCUCCUGCGCAUCCAGCAACUCUGAGGUGCCAGAGGGAGUCCAGAACACCAGGGCCGAGGUCAGCGAGCUGCAGCUGAUGGCGGAGAAUCAAGCCAACCUGGAGACGACCACGGAGCAGGACAAUAACAACGACAGCCCGCCACACACAGUCAGUGCUGGUGGUGAUGUCUCUCAGAAUGCAGAGGUGGACCUGUCCUGCAGCGGUUUGACUGAACUUGACCUUGGUGCAGAUGAGGUUUUCAUUGUAUCAUCAGCUCCUAGCCCAACCAGGUUACCUUUCUCACCUCACACACAGCGGGAGAGGUUUCUGCGACACAGUGACACUGGUCCUGGCCCUGCAGGUGAUUGGCCCUCGCCAGACUCCACCAACUCGCCUGCUGGUGCCAGGUCCGUCAAGGACGGCAGCAGUGGCUGUGCCAGACCAAGAGCGUGGAGCGUACGCACCUUCCAGGACUUCCUCCCUCCAUUACCACAGCUUCAUAAGAAGUGGUGCAGCUGGAACUCCACCAGUCCCUUUACCAAGCUGGUGGACAGCGCUCCAUCCAGUUUGGCGACUGACUGCAGAGCUGGCGACAGCAGGAAGGUCUUCUCUGAUGUUCACCUCGAGGCCAGUCCAGACACCAGCGUCAUCUCCGACUCUUCCAUCAGCAAUGCCUCCUACCCACUAACGCAGUCUGCACAAAGGCAGCGGCGUCUCAACUCCACCAGCAACCUGCGACGCACACGCUUCACAGGGCCUUGCUUUGGCCUGCUGUCUGGGACAACAGACCCAGUGAAGGCCUCUGGGGUUCUUCAUGCUUUGGGCUCCCCCUCAGAGCCCAGCUCUGGCUCUCCUAUGUCCUCUCAGUGUCAGAUUGAGAGUAACCAGGCUGGAAAGAGGCGCGAUUUCCCAGGCGAGGGCGAUCAUAUCAGCGUGCCCGUGUUUGCCAUCUCUGAAGAGGAGGACCGGCAGCCUCUGGUCUCUGCUGAGCACCUGGACCAGACCGCUGCCUCUGCCGUGAUGAAUGGACUGGUUAGGGGGACAUAUGAGGGGAAGAAGCCUGCUGUAGGAAGCACCAGCCUCAGCCCACAGAGGGCCAGACCAGAGUGGAGGCCAUGGGGGAGCCAGGUGUCUGGAGGGGUUGGUCCUCUCCCUUCCAGCGCCCUCACCGAGUCAAACACAGUCAGUGACAGCCAGCCACCUCUCAGUCUGUCCACAGGGCUGUGCAGUGUGACCAACCAGAUGUGACAAGAUGGUGAAGAGCAGGGACUCUGGUGGGCCAGUUAUGCAUUUUUGAACUCUAUUAGUGUCACUGUGAAAUAUAUAACCUACUUCUUUAAUUUCUGAAAUCAACUCUUACAAAAUGAUUAUGUACUCCGUAGCUUCCUGUUGUCAAAUAUACUCCUCUCACUUUAGUUUUUCUAUUUUUAUAAACUUGUGUUUGAAGAAAGAUAUAAUAUGCUGCUUACUGUACCAUGCCUGCUGUGGUAUUUUGUGUUUAAAAAAAGAUGACCAAUUGCAAAUAUGAACAAAAAGUAUUUUUGAGUGUGUACUCCAUAACUCCUCAACUGUUAGGAGCACUUUUAAAACCAGAUUUAUUAAUUAGUUUGAUGCUAUUCAGAGUUAUAAUACUCCAACCAUUGCACUUUGCUUUCAAUAGCUCUUUCAUUGUGGAUUUCAUACUCCUUGUUCUAGCAUUCUGCUUUUUCCUUUAAUGUGGUUUGUCAUGUGGUAAUUUUAGUACUGGUUAAUAUGUGCUUAUUUCAUAUAUAUUACCCCAAAGUGUUCUGCAGAGCAUAUAUCAUACAUUAUAUCAAUGUUACAACAUACAAUAUCUAAUCCUAAGACUAAUACUGGAUUAUAAAAAGGGAAAUCAAAAUAAAAGCAUAUCAAGUACUAAUAUACACCAUUAUGUAGUAUAUAGAAAGAACUAGCACUUACGGUAGUAUUUAAAAUAAGUUGGUAUAAAUUUAUGUAAAGUUUUAAUAAAGGCAAUGUCAUUCA